Molecule: messenger RNA, 549 nt
Organism: Penicillium egyptiacum
Lineage: Eukaryota; Fungi; Ascomycota; Eurotiomycetes; Eurotiales; Aspergillaceae
Source: the annotation of a GenBank genome assembly
AUGAAAUUCACAGUAGCUUUACUCUUUGCCACAACAGCCUGGGGUGCUCAACACCAUCACCGACGAGAUACUACAGACAAUGGCAUCAACCUUGGUGCAAUCACGAGCGCACUUGAGAAUUUAAUGGCCAAUCAAACAGCCAGCGCAAACUUUGCCAAUAUCUCGCCGCCGCCCAAGUCUCUCAUCCCGGAGAUCCUAUCGGUUGUGCCCGUAUCUGUAAUCUGGGAACUCAUCAACCCAGCAGAGCGGAGCUCCCUCGCCAGCCAAUUCAAGGCCGGUACUACCCCAGCCUGGUACAGUGCUCUCCCAUCGGAUGUGCAAGACUACAUGUCGGUGGUCAAAUCGCAGAUCUCGGCGGGGGCAUUGACGGCCACAGCGGCCGAAACCCACAUGGCAGCAAAUACAGGGACAGCAGCGACAGCCACUACGACCACUUCCGGAGGGUCGGCAAGCUCGACCUCGUCUAAAGGUGCGGCUGCGCAGCCUACAGGGCUGACUGUGUCGGCGUUGGGGGCGCUGGGAGUGCUUGGACUGGCACUGGCUCUGUGA